AUUACCCAAUCACAGAUUUCCUAUAAUGAGUAUAAAGCCAGAUACGAUAUACAAUUAAAAGAAAUAAAAUCACUCCAGGCUAUAAUUAAGAUAUUGGAGAGUAAGUUAGCAUCAGCUCAAAAAGACGCAUUUUCGAUUCAGGAAAACUUAACGAAAACGGAAACUGAGAAUCUAUCCCUUAAAUCUAAAAUAGAUGACUUUAAACAAAUAGAAGUUGAAUUGGAACGUGUGAGAAGUGAACUCGAUCACCUGAAAUCGGAGGCUAUAUCAAAAUCUGUAGACUCUUUGACCUGUUCCACAAUAGUUGGUGGAGAUGACGAAAAAAAUAUAUCCAAGUUUGACUUACAGAUAGGGAUGAGAUUUUGUGGUGGCCAUAAAUUUAAGAAAUCAGAUACUAUUACUCUUGAACUGGAGCCUUCGAAUACGUAUGAUAAAAAUGCGAUAAAAGUUAUGGUAGAUGGUAUUCAUAAAGCCUAUGUGACAAAGAAUGAAAAUGUAAGUAUAGGGGAUUUGAUGAAAAAAUACUCAAAUUAUCAGAUCACUGCUCAUGGGAAAAAGAACUAUAAUCAAUCGGCGUCUUUAAACCUCGAAUAUUCUUGGAUGGUCUGUGAGAAAUGUCGUAAUACGCUACAAGCAUCGAGGGAUUAUGACUAUACUUAUUAA
Messenger RNA from Ambispora gerdemannii, 663 nucleotides. The record is from the annotation of a GenBank genome assembly. Lineage: Eukaryota; Fungi; Glomeromycota; Glomeromycetes; Archaeosporales; Ambisporaceae.